AUCUGGCGCGGAUUCGCUGGCUGCACUCCGUAGUGGGCUUGCGCAGUGGAUCGUGGGGGAUGCAGCUGAUCGGCUGGUGGCGCCAACCGCUGCAGCCAUGUCAGCGAGUAUCGGUGUGGACUUCACAGUGCAGGUUGGGCUGCUCCCACAGUUUCACCAGCCCAUGUUCGUGCUUCUCCUUUUCGGCUCCGACAUAG
Molecule: messenger RNA, 197 nt
Organism: Symbiodinium sp. CCMP2592
Lineage: Eukaryota; Dinophyceae; Suessiales; Symbiodiniaceae
Source: the annotation of a GenBank genome assembly